This is a messenger RNA of Auanema sp. JU1783, 1227 nucleotides long. NCBI's taxonomy places the organism in Eukaryota, Metazoa, Nematoda, Chromadorea, Rhabditida, Rhabditidae. The record is from the annotation of a GenBank genome assembly.
AUGGCUUCUAAGAUUCAAGGAGGAGAUAUCGUUGAGAUGCAAGGAGAUGAGAUGACCAGAAUUAUCUGGGACCUCAUCAAGGAGAAGCUCAUCUUCCCAUUCGUUGACCUCAACGUUCAUUAUUUCGAUCUUGGAAUCGAGCAUCGUGAUCAAACUGAUGAUCAAGUUACCAUCGAUGCUGCUGAAGCUACUCUCAAGUACAACGUAGCCGUCAAGUGCGCUACCAUUACUCCAGAUGAGGCUCGUGUCGAAGAGUUCAAGCUCAAGAAGAUGUGGAAGUCUCCCAACGGUACCAUCCGUAACAUUCUUGGAGGAACCGUUUUCCGUGAGCCAAUCAUUGUUUCCAACGUUCCACGUCUCGUUAACACCUGGUCCAAGCCAAUCAUCAUUGGACGUCACGCUCAUGGAGAUCAAUACAAAGCUACUGACUUCGUAGUACCAUCCGCCGGAAAGCUCCAAAUCAAGUUCGUCCCAGCCGACGGAUCUGAACCAAUCGAGCAUGAAGUUUUCGAGUUCAAGGCUCCAGGAAUUUCCCUCUCCAUGUACAACACUGACGAAUCUAUCAGAGAUUUCGCUCACUCUUCCUUCAAGUAUGCUUUAUCACGCAAAUACCCUCUCUACCUUUCUACCAAGAACACCAUCUUGAAGAAAUAUGACGGACGUUUCAAGGAUAUCUUUGCCGAGAUUUACCCAGAAUACGAGCCAGAAUUCAAGGCUGCUGGUAUCUGGUACGAGCACCGUCUUAUUGACGAUAUGGUUGCCCAAGCCAUGAAGUCCGACGGAGGAUUCGUCUGGGCUUGCAAGAACUACGACGGAGACGUUCAAUCCGACUCUGUUGCUCAAGGAUAUGGAUCUCUUGGUCUUAUGACCUCCGUUCUUAUCUGCCCUGACGGAAAGACCGUUGAGGCUGAGGCUGCUCACGGAACUGUCACCAGACACUACAGAAUGCACCAAAAGGGUCAAGAAACCUCAACUAACCCCAUCGCCUCUAUCUUCGCAUGGACUCGCGGUCUUGCUCACAGAGCUAAGCUUGACGGAAACGAUAAGCUUGCUACUUUCGCCGAUGACCUCGAGAAAGUUUGCAUUGAGACCAUGGAGGCCGGACAUAUGACUAAGGAUUUAGCUAUUUGCAUCAAGGGAAACAAUGUUACUCGCUCUGACUACCUCAAUACUUUCGAGUUCCUUGACAAGCUCGCCGAGAACUUAGUCAAGAAGCAAGCUCAUUAA